AUGACAAAAAAAAGCACUAUCUUGAGUUUGCACCGAGGUGUUGUUGACCAGCAGAGUAGCAAUGAUUCUGGGGCAAAGAGCGUUAAAAUGGGGCAUCAAGGGAUCAGCCGGUCCAGUAGACAAGAUCAGAAGCAGACUGAGAGCAAACAGAUCAAUAGAGAUAAAGGGAGUUUGAAUAGCACGAGAGUAGUGAUGCCAGUUAAAACCCAAGAGAAUGGGAUUUGCCCUGGCUUUAACACGUUUGCUGGGUUGGUUUGGCCAGCUCAGCAGCAGCAGCAUCCUGGCGGCCUGUGUGGGAGCAGUAGCAAAACCGACGCGGGGCAACUCGCAGCCAGCACAGCACCAUGCAUGAUAUCUCACCAAGUGUGCCCCGUGGCGGAGGGUGGUAUAGGCACGACUGGCUGUCGUUUGCUGCGCAGUUUCGCAGCGGCUGCACAGGCAGCGGUUCCGGUGCAGGACGAUGGCAGGCAUAGGCUGUGGUCAUCCCACUCCAACUGA
Molecule: messenger RNA, 498 nt
Organism: Histoplasma capsulatum G186AR
Lineage: Eukaryota; Fungi; Ascomycota; Eurotiomycetes; Onygenales; Ajellomycetaceae
Exons: 2
Coding region: 1-498 (165 amino acids)
Source: RefSeq, a predicted model, not a curated record